CAGUGUCCGAAACUUGGAGUGACGAAACAUGUCUCAGUCAGGUGAAAAAGUAAAGUUCUCCGACUCGGCAGGCUAUGUGGGGUUUGCUAACCUGCCCAACCAGGUUCACAGGAAAUCUGUGAAGAAGGGCUUUGAAUUCACACUGAUGGUGGUCGGUGAGUCUGGCUUGGGAAAAUCCACUUUAAUUAACAGUCUGUUCCUGACUGAUCUCUAUCCAGAACGUUAUAUUCCUGGAGCUGCAGAGAAAAUAGAGAGAACUGUUCAAAUUGAAGCUUCCACGGUGGAGAUAGAGGAGCGAGGGGUGAAGCUGCGUUUAACGGUGGUUGACACACCGGGGUACGGAGAUGCCAUCAACAGCCAGGACUGUUUCAAAACAAUAAUCCAGUACAUUGACAACCAGUUUGAGAGGUACCUCCAUGAUGAGAGCGGUCUGAACAGGCGCCACAUCAUAGACAACAGGGUCCAUUGCUGUUUUUACUUCAUCUCGCCCUUUGGCCAUGGGCUGAAACCUUUAGAUGUAGAAUUCAUGAAGGCUCUUCAUGGCAAAGUGAACAUUGUCCCUGUGAUUGCCAAGGCCGACACGCUGACGCUGAAGGAGAGAGAGCGGCUGAAGAGAAGGGUUCUAGAUGAGAUUUCUGAACAUGGCAUUAGGAUCUAUCAGCUCCCUGAUGCAGAUUCUGAUGAAGAUGAGGAGUUUAAAGAACAAACCAGAGUUUUAAAGGCUAGCAUUCCCUUCGCCGUCAUUGGAUCCAACCAACUUAUUGAGGUGAAAGGGAAAAAAAUCAGAGGCCGUCUGUAUCCCUGGGGAGUUGUUGAAGUUGAAAAUCCAGAGCACAACGAUUUCCUGAAGUUACGCACAAUGCUGGUGACGCACAUGCAGGACCUGCAGGAGGUGACCCAGGAUCUGCACUACGAGAACUUCCGCUCGGAGAGGCUCAAACGCACUGGCAAGCCUGUUGAAGAGGACGUGGUAGACAAGGAUAGAAUCCUCCAGCAGAAAGAGGCUGAGUUGCGCCGCAUGCAGGAGAUGAUUGCACAGAUGCAAGCCCAAAUGAGGAUGAAGCCUGGUGAUGAUUAAGAUGCUUAACAUCUGGAUGCAUCAGCAGCACAUGGCUCUGUCGUGGAUGGGGCUCUUUUUCUCUGGCCGAACGGUAACGUCCCAAGGCAAACGCUGGAUGCCGCAGAUCAAGACCUGCGUUAAAACAAACACAAAGUCUGAAGAUCGUGUUGUAAAACGGCUCGUUUUAUAUAUUCAAUGUUAAUCAAGUUAUAUUGUAUCUUUUUUGAUUCUUUUGGUAACACUGUCUUCACACUUAUAAAUGUGCUUUUAUUAUCCUUCCUAUACCUUUUUAUACCGGAACUGACAGAGUGUGCUCUGUGGAGCAUCAUUGUGGUGGGUUAAGGAGUCAAUCAUGUAUCUGCUGGGUUAUUCUGAACUGUUUCGUGAUUCAUACUAAAUGACGUGGUGGCCUGUUUACAGUAACCGUAUGUGUGUGUGCACAGUAUCACAGCUUUCAUUGCCUUUCUCAGUCAUUGUGUAUCGUAUCAGUUUCUCAUAACUCUUUCUGCACUUCCGUUACUUCUGAGGCUUCAUCUCUGGUGAUUUCUGUUUGUGAUGUACGAGGGAAGGUACAACCCGCUGAGGACUCACCGGUGGUGCCGAGGAGCUGCCUUGUCAUCGUGCCUUACCACACACAGACACUGCCGGUGCCGGCGGCUCCGGGGCUGCCCCCGGGGACUGCUCCUUGGGUCCCGGGUGCCGAUGGCAAGGAUUUCUGUCACAGGUGUUUCUGUCAGCUGCACGAUGGCAUGUACUGACCUUUUUAUAUACCAUGACACUAAUUUUCAUUCAAGUUUUGUAAUAAAUUGUACCAGUUGGAAAGUCUUGAA
This is a messenger RNA of Calidris pugnax (ruff), 1890 nucleotides long. Its product is annotated as septin-2. The record is from RefSeq and is a predicted model, not a curated record. Gene Ontology annotation, cellular component: septin complex; microtubule cytoskeleton; cell division site. NCBI's taxonomy places the organism in Eukaryota, Metazoa, Chordata, Aves, Charadriiformes, Scolopacidae. Gene Ontology annotation, biological process: cell division; regulation of exocytosis; cytoskeleton-dependent cytokinesis. Gene Ontology annotation, molecular function: GTP binding; GTPase activity; molecular adaptor activity. Bases 29 to 1078 code for a protein of 349 amino acids. The transcript is spliced from 12 exons.